This is a messenger RNA of Homalodisca vitripennis (glassy-winged sharpshooter), 10457 nucleotides long. RefSeq names its product ectopic P granules protein 5 homolog (gene Epg5). Gene Ontology annotation, cellular component: cytoplasm. Gene Ontology annotation, biological process: autophagosome maturation. NCBI's taxonomy places the organism in Eukaryota, Metazoa, Arthropoda, Insecta, Hemiptera, Cicadellidae. The transcript has 42 exons. The record is from RefSeq and is a predicted model, not a curated record. The coding region runs from base 254 to 8242 and encodes 2662 amino acids.
AAUCUGCAAUCAGCAUUCAUUUUAUCAUGGUUUAGUAACAAACAAAUGACUAAUCUUUGGUUGUAAGUGAUAACAACUAAUUUACAUUAAAAUGUGAAGUUUUUGUGAGGGGUGUAAGCUACACAACUAUAAAAACGUAAAAUUUUAUCAUAGUUAAUUUACAUCGAAGUCUAGAUAAAACUAUGCACUGAAAAAACUUGGACAAUCCAUGAUCCAUAACUGAAUUGAAUUAGUGUUGACUAGGCUAUUAACAAUGGAAGCAACACAAAAGCAACAAAAGAAUGGUCAGGCAAAGAAAAAGACGAAAAAAUCAAAGUUCAGAAAUAGUGAAGGCAAAGUUCAAGAAUGCUCGUAUGAAAAGUUACCGCAGGAAGUCGAAAGUCUGCAAGUGUCAGACAGUGAAGAAGCAUCAUAUUCUCGACCAGAAUGUGUGGCCAGUUUUGAAUGUGUUCUAUCAGAAGCCUUUGGUGGUGUUUGUGAAGAAUCCUUGCGCCUGUUGGAGUCAGAAGGCAAAGAACAUCUGGAAGUCCGUCCCGAAGAGGUGACAUCAUCAUGGCAUAGCAGUGAUACUUUGAUUAGUAGUUCAGAAGUAAAAAAUUAUAUUCAAUUCUCUGAGACCAGAAGGGGCCGUUUGUCAUCUGAAACCGAGUUAAACGAAUUUCAACCACCAGCAGCUCUGUUACUAGAGGACUCUAGCCAAGCUGACACUAAUUUUGAGUCACCUCUGCAUUUGCCCACAAGUUCCUCUCUAGAAUCCGCUGAAGACUCUUUGAGUUUGUGGAUCGAGCAAAGUGAAGAAACAGAAAUCGCCAAUGAAGCUGUUCCUUCUGCACCGACGGUUAAAGUAGUUUAUGGAAGCUCUGUCGAUUCAGCAGUCAGUGAAAUUACACCUGAAAAUGUUCUCUCUGAGAAACCGUUUUUCCCUUUUAAUACCAAGGAAGAAGAAAUUGAACCAAGACUAAAGCCAUUCACACUUUCACAAUUGGCCGCCCUUUAUCAUAACCCUGAGUUGGAAGUGGCAGAGACAUUUGUGGUUCAGUUUGUGGAGACCGAGCUGAGAGGAGGUGAUGUUCUGAGACAUCCCCUUUACGAACUUCUGACCAGCUAUCAGAGAGCUCGGACCAAACUGACAGUCAAUAACAAGGAUCUUGGCACAUUGAAACAGGAAUGUCGGGACCAUCAGUCGCUGCUGUGGUCAUUCGACAAGUGUGUUGUCACCGAGCAAGGAGAAUGUCAGGAUGGGAACCCUGUAGAGGCCUCUCACGAGUUUCAGACCGCACACUACAAUAAGUCCUCAGCGAGCAACCUCUCCCGCUGCUUGUGCUCUAUCCGGGACUUGAUAACAGAAUCAUUUGCUCUUAACGCUUAUACGUGUGAGGUUAUCAAACUUCAGGUGGACGACUACAUUCAGAACUUGCUAUCAGAAUUUUCAUUUCUCCCUCACAACGCUCCUGUCAGCUUGGUGUGUGAGAUGGUGCCUCUGGUGAAUAGCCAGACCGGACAGGACUUGCGCGAAGAGUUGCGCCGUGCGAUAUCGGUGCUCUUCACUUUUCAGCGGCGGCCACUGAGAGACGAGGGAUUUGUGGCCGAUGUUCGCACUUGGCUGGGACGGUUGGUAGCAGUGCUGUUGCGUGUAGCUACUUGGCACGAUCACUUAUUCCUGCUUCAUCACGUGCUCAGAUGCCCAGCUGGCGUGAGCAAGUGGGCAACCAGUUUCAUACAACCACCUUCUCUACCAUUCAACUCUCCCUUCAGCAACCAGCACUUGGACCACCUGGUGGCGUGCCUGGCUUCUAUCCUGCUACCUGUGCAAGCCAGGGAUAUGUUCCUCUCCCAGAUGACAGUCUCUGUGGAAACGGAGGCAGAGGCGGCCUGGGUACUGGUGGAUUCUGAUGGAGAAGAUGAAACUGACACCAAUGGUCUUCGUGAGAGUGACAUCGUUGCCUUCCUUAAUCAAGUGCCUUUUGAUGCCAUUUUCAGACAGGUGCUACAUAUCACGCAGCAAGAUGACCAGAAUACGUAUAACACGCAGAUGCUGACAGACGCUAAUAUGUUACGACUGAUCGCCUUCUGUAGUUUGAUACUGGGUCUACUGGAGCAGGGACUGAGUAGCCACGGAGCAGUCCGCUACCGUCAGUACUGUAAGCGUUUAGGCCGGCUGGUCAGACACACUAUGCAGUAUACUACAGAUCAGUUCCAGCUCUUCAGGAGUGAAGGCGUGGGAGGGGACGCUGCCAUGAUGGAGAGACUGGUGGUGGAGUAUGAUGCCUUACUGUCUCGUGCAGUUUCUGUCUUGUACCACAGCCCGGGCCGUACCACCUGGCAGUUCUUGGCUGUUUUGCCAUUUGGUUCUGUCUCUACCAGUCGAUUGUGGAAACUUUUCCGCUUUCUACUUUUAGGAGAUGAUGAGCCUGUAGAUGAGAGCAUCUGGAACAUGAGACUGGAGGAACAGCUGAGCGAAUUUUCGGAUGCGGAGGUGUACUACCUGUUGACAGCUGUGAACACAAUGGCCCUUAGCAGACCACUGGAGGAUUGGACGUUCAUAUCCGAGCGACAGUACUGCAGCUGCUGGAGGAGAUUAUCACUGCCACCUACCAGAGUAACCAGCACUACAUCAACAUCAAUUGACUGUGUCUGCUCCAACAUCCCUUUACCAGAAGUCACACUGCAAAACUUAACCGAGGGGUUGCCAAUGGUGGAAGUAGAGGACGAGACCAAAUACCUGGGAGUGAUCAUUGACCAACAUCUGUCCUGGACCCCUCAUGUGGACAUGGUGUGCAGGAAACUGAGUACUGCCCUGUAUAUUAUUGGCUUCCUGAGCCCUACAACAAGAGAUUCCUGCUUCAAGUCUGCCCGCAUCAUGCUGGUUAAUCUGACACUCAGACAUACUCCUCUCAUCUCGGACAUAUUGGAUAGACUCAACACAUCUGCCAACUGUGGGAAGUUAUGCCUUUACCUGGUAAAAGACCUUCCACUGAGCCUGUGGCGGCCCAAAGACUCGGACCUCACCAUCCUGGAACACUGGCUGCUGCAGUCAGGCAUCACCUCUGUUAGACACGCUCUAGCAAGGCACAUCAUCUCCAGUCUCAACCUGGGCUACGCCACUGAUGAUCUCAGCCAUGAGCUGUUCUUAUCACGAGCUGUUCACGUCCGUAUCGCAAUGAUGGUGCUGAAGACAGCUGUGCAGUAUUGUCCUCAAAGUCCACCGGAGGGUAACACCAUAUCUGAUACUGUUAAACAGAUGGCAACACUGGCAGCUCUGAUGGUGCGGCCCAGCAGCAGCGAGCAGGCCGUCACAGUGUGGGUGUGGCAGACAGCCUACAAGCUGAGAGUACACUUGCUAGACAGGUCAGACGCAGAGGUGCGCAUCACACUUGCAAACCCCAUGGCUGGACUCAGUAUUGUACCGGACAUGGACGCUGCUUCAGAGGUAGUGGAGUCAGUAACAAGGUAUCUCAAGACCUACCAAGCAAUGGCUGUUUAUAUGAGUCUUCAAUUAACUGCUUUAGGUCACAACGUUCCUCUCAUCUGCAGCCGAGGAUUUACUCUCCUUUCCAUGCUCCAGUCCUGCCAACUGUACACAGCUGUCAUCUCAUUGCUGCAGCACUUGGUUCCACUUUUCCUCGACUGUCCGAGCACAUUAGUUGAAUCUGACAAGUUCCGGUCCAUAGUUCUCUCUCUCUUGUCUGCUGACAAGACAUUUUUGAAAGCUGCAAAGUCUCUAAUAACAUCAGACUUUCCUGGCCAUAUAUUGCAGCAGUUUGGAGAUAUGAUACACUACCAUCUGGACAACUAUUCCAGGUACAACCUGAUGUCUUCCACACCUCUGGCCCAGCUCUGGCUGCAGAGCUUGUGCAUAGUGUGGAACGAGGAGCCCACCAGUGCCUCCUACCUGAUGGACGUGGUCCUGUCCUGUGCAUUCUUCCGACCGGAUAUCACUGCCAUGGCGUACCACAACCUCGGCCAGUUACUGCAGACGCUGAUAUCAACGACGCAGGCCAACUCCCGACUUUCAUCCUUCUUUAGCUGGAUAUCAGGAAACGCCAUAGUGUCUCUCGUGCCCCAAGGCGGCUCCUGUCCUCACGCACCGUGGUUCGCUUACUUUGCUCUCCAUGUGGAAGAACUACACACUCAAGGCACCAAUGGACUGUGGCGUGAGGUGAUCAAGGAGUUGACUCUCACGAACGGGAAACCCUCGGUGGAUAAUGCACUCAAGCGGGCCGCAGCAACUCUCAAGCUGACGACUCUCCCAGCUUCUGCUCUCAGCAUCUACCGGUGGAGUCAACAGGCUCUUGACACAUCAGUGGACCACCCAGUGCUGCCACUGCUCUGGCAACGAUUCUUCACCCUCUACUUCACACGUGUAGUGACACAAACAGGACAGGACCUGGGAUCAGUGGGAUACAAGCUGUUUGAGGGGAUGAUGUACCAGACCUACCACAAGAGACUAAAACGCAAGCUCAGUGAUUGUGUGGAGUAUUUCCGCACUAAAGCAACAGCUGCUGCAGAGGGCACUUCUCCUGACAAGCACCUCCUCUACGAUACUUUGGCCAAGUUGUAUGAAACAUUCUCAUUGUGGCUUGAUGAACCCAGACUACACGAACCAGGCCUGUACUUGCCAGCUUUACCCCCCCAGUACAACCCGUACAAGCUGGCCAUCAUCACCUCUGGCGCAGAACAGAAUCCCUGGUACGAGUAUGUGGAUUAUGAGAGAGUGCGGACGACCCAGAACACCAGCAUGGAGAGAUGGCAGAAAACCCAGGGUCGGAUCACCUCCUCUCAGCUGCCACCCCCUCAGUCCCUGGAGGAUCCAGAUCCGGUGCAGAGAAUCAAUAAGAGGUUAAGCUCAUAUGACAGUCCUGUACCUCCACCUCCACUCAGACCCUGCCACCCCGUUAUCCCUCCUAUAACACGGGACUGCCUGCUCCACAAAGAGUCUAUGCUGGAAGCGCUUAAACCAUCAUUUAAGAUUCUUCUUGAAUUUGCACAGAGCUUUUGCUUGCGAGUAUCAGAGCAUACUGCCCUGGACUGCUCUAUGUUAGAGUUGUUGCCCAUGUUGUACUCCCACACGGAAACAGAGAUCACACUUCACGCGGCGUGUGACACCGCAGAUCCCCGUGGCCGCCCCCCAGCCUCUCAUACUCUCAACUGUGCUGGUCCUGCAGUCAUUUAUAUCAAGGUCUCCCCAGCGUGUAUCAAUGAGGGAGUGAAACGGCAAAUUGAGACAAACCGAGAUGAAAUGGACGGAUUGCUCAAGCGUUCCCUUCAAGCUCCUCCAUCUGCAAUGUGCAUAGCCAGUAUACACAUAGAACACGCAACCCGGGCUCUCGAGAGAGAAUGCUCUGAGCUGAAAGACAUCGGAGAUGUGCAGCUGUUGACACCUCAGAGGCAGGUGGGCGUUGCGCUCUUCUACCACAUGAGCACCCUCUGUGCGGAUGAGAUCAUGUUGUACCCCCCCCUCAAGCAACGGCUCACCUCGUGCAUCGAAACAUUGGGAAAUAUGUUUAUAUCAGGAGAAGAGUCACAGUGUGUGCGUCUGCUAGCCACGGUCCUGCAGAAUCCCAACUCAUCGGGCCUGAUGGGACCUCACUUCACGCCUUCGGUGGCCGGCCCCACCGUCUUCCUGCAACUGUAUUGUACCUUGGUUGAGAGUGACCAGACCUCACCGGACCUCCGCUUUGUUCUCCUCACCAAGUUUGAUCUCGGACAGUGGCUGAAUGAUCGCAAGCCUCGACUGGUUGAGCGUUCCCAAAUCAUUGAAUUGGCUGGUAAGGCUUUAGCCACAGCUGGACUUACCCCUCCACAGGAAAUACUGAUGCUACAUGGGGUGUUCCGCCACCAUCUGGCUACAUUGUUCAUGUUUGACUUUCCUCAACAUUACGGUGAAGUGUUGUCAUUGACUCUGCGCCACAGCGAAACACAAACCCUCGCGCCAGACACUUGGUACGACCUGGUGAACGCUCUGGCCGGUGCACGAUGCCGCCCGGGCCUCAGCUUGGCUCAGGUCAAGGAAGUGAUAAACAAGUAUGCGACAGAACAGAGGGCACUCUCUGUCCAGGAGCUCAGAGAUACCGCAUCCAUGUUCGGAGGUCAUUUCACCAAAGAGAGACUCCAGUACGGGCUGUACGGCUUGUACCCCAAAUACAGAGUAUACAUCGAGCCUCUAUCCAUCUUCCAGGGCAUGAUAGGACACGCCCUGGUCGUGGCCACCCUGCAGAACGAUCGGGGAUCUCUGUCUGAUAAAUUGUGCGAACAGCUGUGGCCACAUCUGUGUGGGAUGUUCUCUCCGUGGCUGGCUCCGUACUUCACACGACACUUGACUGAGCCCACUGCUGCGUGGAUCCAACAGCUUACUGAUGACCGUUCCGUGCUACCUCCGUGGAUAGUUGCGGAUGGUGGCCACGCCAACAAGAUGGCAUCCAUGUUUGUUGAAUGUAUACGUUUUGUUGUAGACACCCUGCCAGUGGCUAGCAGCAACAUGUUAAGCUGUGUGUGGCAGUUUUAUGUUACCAACUUCGCUCACAACUCUAUUAAAGACUACAUCCUCAGUGUGAUGCAUGGCAAUCUCAUCUCACUGCCUUGGCAACGCUUCUUUCCCACACUUCAGGACAUUGAUCUCAUGCUGAAGGUAGUGGACCAGUAUUUGCCUGACUGCCACACAUUUCUGGGAGCCGUGUUCAUUGAGGUGCCUUGGUACACGUGGGUGGCUCACAGUGCUACCCAGGAGAGCUCCCGAGCACACGCCUCUCUGCUACAUCUCCUCAUCAAAUUGGCCAAUGAGCCAAACGUCAGACAGUCAUCCAAGAUUACACCACUGCUGGUGGAGAGCCAACAGUUUGCCUGGUAUCUGGUGGACUGCAACAGUUACGAGUCCGUGACCAACUGGUUCGUCAUGAGCUACGAUCCUCGUGUUAUCCUCCAGCUGACAGGGGAGGAUUGGAGUAACACUGACAUGGCAGCUCUUGACUUAUUGGAGAUGGCUGCUGGAUAUUCUACCAAAGUGACGCAGUUCCAUCCCAGCACACUGCGCAAAAGGCAGAUGUUUGUACGCGCAUGUGUCAAGCUUAUACUGUCGAGUCUGAGUCGCCACAAGCAGCUGGUGACGACACGGCAGGAUGAGAUCAGAGCGGCUGUGCGCAGGAUGGUGGACAAAGUGGAGACUGUCAUAACAUACAGUGUCCCUGGGCCGCAGAAAGUAUCAGAGGCAGGAUUGCUGCUCACCGAGAUACUGGCACUCGUGAACCAGGCAUCCAACAGUCCAGUGGGCACGCUGGCUGUGGAGGCUCUGUUGGGGUGGCUCAGCUCUCGGUCCACCACCAGUGUCGUGGUAGCAGCCCUGCUCAGGGUGCUGGGUAUAACGGUGGCCAACUGCUUCACUCUAGGGGCCUUGUUGGAGGCUAGCCUCUCAGCGUUCUUCAGGCCUGGUGAUCUGUCAGACUCGUCCGCACUGUCGUGGUCCCUGGCAGUGCACACGUUACAGCCCAUAGUUCCUCGCCACCCUCCUCUGGAAGACAGUUUGGUCUCCAGUGGCCACUUACUGUCACUCUAUGCUCUGACACUGAAACACAUGCCUGUAUCACUGGAUGUCAGGCAAGAAGCCAUUCUCCUCAACAACCUCAAUCAGUGGCUUUCUGUUCUCAAAGUAACGGACAGUGUGGAAACAAAGCUGCCUCUGUUGUGGUCGCAGGUGUUGUACCUGUGCAUGCGUCAGUGUGAGUACUCGUCAGACCCAGAGUCCGGAUCUGUCACCCUGCGCCAGCUGGUACAAUCUGUCACUCAAGGUUUAGAGCACCGUGCCGGCGCAGGCUGGGGUAUCCUCGGUGCCAUCGGCAUCGUCAAGAGCCAAUCAGCUUCCUUCAAAUGCCGCUUACUGAGCCGGUUUGUAGUGGCACUGUCACUGGCACAGAUGCCAGACAGUCGAAACAACGCAGGGACAGUGGAAGGGGACCGCACAGUUCAGUUUGUACGCACCAAGCCUCAUGCACCGGGCAGCAUCACAGCAUCCAACGGAGAUUACGUUCCAAGUCAUGAAGCUAUGAAGGCACUCUCGUCUCUUGACGCUCUGGCAGCCGACAAGAGCUACGCAGAAGUGCGCACAAUCGCGGAAUGUACAGCACGACUCGUACGACAGCCGGAGAAUUCUCUUCACAACGCUCACCAACUCAUAAUGGACAUUGCACGACAACUGUACUCGGAGACCUAUCUACACGCUCACCGUGUCACAGACAAGCCUUCGGCCUAAUUACACUUCACACCAUUUCACACUUGAUGCCAUUUAGAUAUUAAGCUUUGAUAUUACUCUUAUACAGUUAGGACUGAUUAGUUGUUUUCCUAUAAGUGAAUUUUCAUUUGAAUUCUUACUUUGUACAUUUUUCUUGAACAAGCAGAUGAAAAUUUAUUGUUUUCUAAUGAGUACUAUGUAUGGUUUCCAUAACAAGAAUGUAAAAGAUAGAAACUGUAACAAUGUUUUCAUUAGUAAAAAAAAAUGUAUAUUUCAGCACUAAAAAUGGGUGUGGAGCAGGUCGUAUCAGUCAAACAAUUGCAUAUGAGUUUCGUGUUUUCUAUCUAUACACUUUAGAACCGAUGGUACUGCUACAAGCUACCUGUCCUUGAACUGAUAGGCUACCAUCACACGACACACCAUGUGCAUAAAUCCAUAAUUAGAGCUUAAGAGUUAUUAUUUCAGCCGGACCAACAUAUAUGUAUAUUAUUUAGUAUAGGAAGCUUAAACUAAAAUGGAUUUGGUUUUAUCUGACAAGUGUGGUAAAAGCCAAAGCACCUGUUGUAUUACUUCUGAGUUUGAGUGGGUGUUAUCUACUCUGUACUGGCAGUAUUUGUAUUUACAGUUUUUGAAAUAUUCCAUAACUGUGCCUACGAUGGAGGCAGUUCAUAGUUUAACACAAAUUUUAAAUUGUGAUGUAGAGUCUUGUAUCCAUGGAAUAUUGCAUAGCUCGAUAGCAAGAGGUCAUAUCUACCACAACAUGCAGUAAUCGAUUUUCAGAACGGUUUUAGCCCACAUCGGUUCGCCCAGAUCAAAGCUGACCAGCUGGUGAAUGGAGUUUAAAUCAAAACAAAUCAAAUAAACAUGAUAAUCUAAUAAAUAUUUGAACUUUACAGUAUUCCUAGUGCAGAAAAACCUGUCAAAUAUAAACAAAAAAUGUCAUUCAACAAUGUUAAAUGCCAUUGCAUCAACUGUGUCACAAGUAUCUCAGAAAACAAACAUGUAUAUAUAAUUUUUAUACCUCUUACAAUUGUGAAUAUUUCUUAUUUCUUUAAGAGUUUAUUUUCAUAGCUUAAUGUAUUUUACCCAAAUGAAAGGAACGGUUUAGGAACAGCAGGAAUAUUCAUCAGUUUGGUCCCUAUCUCUCAACUCUAGCUUUUCUGUCUGUAAAUAAAUAAAAUACAGUUCCAGUUUAUUUGUAUAUCUGUGAAGAUGAGUGGUGUGAGAAGUCAAUAUUUAAGGAAAACACUAAUCAGUAAAAUAUGUAUUUUUUGUAUAAUAAGCCAAAUUUGUGUUAUUGGUUUUUGUCAAAUUUAAGAUUUUAGUGUUUUUGAUCACCUGUUGUAACUGGUAUGUAUAUUUUAAACUGAAAACCUUGAAGUCCUUAUGAUGCUAGUUAAGUGUUCUCUUUUUGUAUUGUGCUUCGAAAUGUGUGUAGUUUCAUAUCAAUAUUUAUAACACUGUGUUCAUAUUUUCGUAGAUUUGCUUGUGAUGCCUUAUGAAGGUUAGUUUAACUUACCGAUGUAUUGUAUUUUGUGUUGCGUCAAAGUUUGUAUUCUCAGACACAAUUUCACCAUUGGUUAAACAGUAGCAACAUUAGUGAAAGUUAAAGUGCUGCCGAGUCUGUGAACCAUUACGUGUCUGUCAAUUAUUGCAUAAAUAUCCAGCAGCCCUCGAUAACGUCUACUGGACCAGAAACAGAAUUGAUCCACAUUUAUAAAUAAAUUCCGAGCACUUGAAGUAUCAGAAAUAAGUUCUGCAAUCAAGAAUCAGAAUAUGCCUAGUUCUACUAAAAGUUUAAUCAUCGUGUAAAGUCAAAUUCGGAAUCACUUUUGUUAGAUUGUAUGAUUUUUUGUAUGUGUUGUAUUUUCCAUUGUAAUAUUAGUAUGUAAACUAUCGAGUACUAUGAUUAUUAAAAUAAUUAUAGCUGAACUAUCCCUCUACAAUGUCAGUCGAAUUGUCCAACAAUGCUGUGUCUGUUAAAUUGGUUGUUAAACUAGCCUGAUCAACUGCCUUAUAGUUUUCACUUCAAGUCAGAAUUUUUGUCUCCAUAGCUGUUUUAUCUCAGCAUUAAGCCUCUGAGGCACCUUUAUUUAAACUUUUAAAAUCAGUUUUUAUUUUAUCGCUGUAUUUUUAUAUACUCUUGCAAAUUGAAAGAUAUUUUUUCCAUAAAUGUAUAAGAGUUCAUAAUUAUUGAGUUUAUAGUAUGAUUAAAUAAAUAUUAUGUAUAUUACAA